Molecule: messenger RNA, 1119 nt
Organism: Pyrenophora tritici-repentis Pt-1C-BFP
Lineage: Eukaryota; Fungi; Ascomycota; Dothideomycetes; Pleosporales; Pleosporaceae
Source: RefSeq, a predicted model, not a curated record
AUGACAGACGACAGACGUCUGGAAUGGCUGGCAAAAGGCGACAAUGCGGUCACCUCUGAGCCCUGCUGGUUCGACCUUAAUGCCGGCGUUCAAAAGACUAUCGACUUCAUCAACGAAGCCGGUGCCGCUGGCUGCAAGCUCGUCGCCUUUCCCGAAGUCUGGAUCCCAGGCUACCCCUACUGGAUGUGGAAGAUCAACUACCAGCAAUCUCUGCCUUUGCUGAAGAAGUACCGCGAGAACUCUCUUCCUAUUGAUUCGGAAGAGUUUCGGAAAAUUCGCAGGGCUGCGAGGGAUAAUCAAAUUUAUGUCUCUCUGGGCUUCUCGGAGAUCGAUCAUGCGACGUGCUAUCUGACACAGACGCUGAUCGAUCCCACGGGCGAAGUCAUCAACCACCGACGCAAAAUCAAGCCUACACACGUUGAAAAGCUGGUCUAUGGUGACGGUGCUGGCGACACAUUCAAGUCCGUUACACAGACCGAGCUUGGGCGUCUGGGUCAACUCAACUGCUGGGAGAACAUGAACCCAUUCCUCAAGGCGCUCAACGUCUCCGAAGGCGAGCAGAUCCACAUCGCCGCGUGGCCUGUGUAUCCCGGCAAGGAGACACUCAACUACCCUGAUCCAGCUACUAACGUUGCGGACCCAGCGUCUGACCUAGUAACGCCAGCAUAUGCUAUCGAGACGGGGACUUGGACGCUGGCGCCGUUCCAGAGGCUGAGUAAGGAGGGUUUGAAGAUCAAUACGCCUGAAGGGGUAGAACCCGAGACUGACCCCUCAACGUACAAUGGACAUGCGCGUAUCUACAGGCCAGACGGGUCGCUGUAUGCAAAGCCUGAUAAGGACUUUGAUGGUCUCAUGUUUGUCGAUAUUGACCUCAACGAAUGCCAGUUGACCAAGGCUCUGGCAGACUUCUCAGGUCAUUACAUGCGCCCUGACCUCAUCCGCCUGCUCGUGGAUACCCGUCGCAAGGAACUUGUUACUGAAGCUGAUCCUCAUGGUGGCAUUACCUCGUACUCUACUCGCCAGCGUCUUGGUCUUGACGUGCUGCUCGAUUCGGAUGCGCACAAGCAUCAGAAGAGCGGUGCUUCUGAUUUGGGAGCUACGAACGGUUUGGCAAACUAG